AUGGCUCAAGAAGAUAUGGAGAAAACUACUUUCAUAACCCCAUGGGGCACUUUCUUCUACAUGGUUAUGCCUUUUAGAUUAAAUAAUGUUUGUGCUACAUACCAACGAGCCAUGGACACUCUCUUUCACAACAUGAUUCAUAGAGAGAUAAAGGUCUAUGUUGACGAUAUGAUAGCCAAAUCUCAAACCGAGGAGGAAUACCUUGUCAAUCUGGAAAAGUUGUUUGAGAGGGUAAGGAAGUUCAAAUUGAGGCUUAAUCCUAAUAAAUGCACGUUUGGGGUAAGAUCCGACAAAUUGAUAGGUUUUAUCGUCAGCCAACAUGGCAAUGAGGUGGAUCCUAAGAAGGUGAAGGACAUACAAGAUAUGCCUCCAGCCAAAACUGAAAAGGUUCAUAUCUCACCUUAUGGCCACUUGUGUGCCGAUCUUCAAACUUCUCUGAAAGGAUCAAGCCUCAUUUGGAACGAUGAUUGCCAAAGAGGUUUUGUGAAGAUCGAGGAGUACUUGCAAGAACCUCCUAUUUUAAUGCCUCAUGUACCCGGAAAACCAUUGAUCAUGUACCUCACCAUCCUCGAGGGAUCUAUGGGAUUUGUCUUUGGCCAACAUGACGAGCCUGGUAAGAAAGAACAUGUAAUAUACUACUUAAGCAAGAAGUUCACCGAUUGUGAGAGUAGAUAUUCAAUGCUUAAAAAGACUUGUUAUGCACUAGCAUGGGCUGCCAAACGCUUAAGACAGUACAUGCUCACUCAUACAACACUGUUGAUCUCUAAGGUGGGCCCUAUUAAAUACAUCUUUGAGAGGCCUGCUCUAACCGAUACAGUAGCCCGAUGGAAAAUGGUGUUAACCGAGAUUUACAUCCAACAUGUCACUCAAAAGGUCAUCAAAGGAAGUAUAUUAUCUGACUAUCUCGCACAACAGCCCUUGGAAGACUACCUAUCCAUGCAUUUUGAAUUUCUUGAUGAAGAUAUCAUGUUGAUUAGGGAUUGCAUCAUCCCCUACCCUGAAGAAGGACCCGAGCCUGGGUCCCGUUGGACUUUGGUUUUUGAUGGAGCUUUUAACGCUCACGGCAAUGGCAUUGGGGCAGUUAUCACCUCCCCAACUGCUCUGGUGAUCAGCCAAGUUAAAGGAGAUUGGGAUACUAGAGAUCACAAGCUCAUUCCUUACAAGGAGCAUGUCUUGAAACUAACCCCUUACUUCGAUGAGACCAUAUUCCAUCGCAUACCUAGAAAGGAGAAUCAGCUAGUUGAUGCCUUGGCAACUUUGGUGUCCAUGUUUAAGGUCAAGUGGAAGAAUGAAGCACCAUUCUUUCACCUCAACUACUUGGACGAGUUUGCUUACUGUUUGGCGGCCAAAGACGGAGCCAAUGGUUAUCCUUGGUUCUAUGACAUCAUAAGAUUCCUAGGAUUCCAAGAAUACUCAAAGGACGCAUCCAUCACUGACAAGAAGUACCUUCAGAAACUGUCUUCCAAGUUCUUCUUAAGUGGAGGGGUAUUGUACAAAAGAAAUUAUGAUUCGGUUUUGCUAAGAUGUGUGAACAAGCAAGAAGCAAACCAAAUCAUUACGGAAAUCCAUGAAGGCUCCUUUGGGACGCAUGUCAGUGGACACACUAUGGUAAAGAAAAUUUUAAGGGCUGGUUAUUAUUGGAUGACUAUGGAGGUUGACUAUCACCUCCGUGUCCAAACAUGCCACAAAUUCCAGAUAUAUGCCGACAAGAUCCAUGUACAGUCAAUGCCACUCAAUGUCUUGACAUCUCCUUGGCCUUUUGUCAUGUGGGGCAUUGGCAUAAUCGGAAGCAUAGAGCCAACUACCUCAAAUGGGCAGCACUUCAUCCUUGUAGCCAUUGACUAUUUUACGAAAUGGGUAGAAUCUGUCUCAUACGCCAACGUUACCAGACAAGGGGUGGCUUGGUUCAUAAGAAAAGAAAUCAUUUAUCGUUAUGGGAUCCCCAAUAAGAUCAUUACUUAUAAUGGAUUUAACCUCAAUAACAAGAUGAUGAAAGAGUUAUGUUGA
Lathyrus oleraceus (garden pea) is the source of this 2007-nucleotide messenger RNA. RefSeq lists its product as uncharacterized. NCBI's taxonomy places the organism in Eukaryota, Viridiplantae, Streptophyta, Magnoliopsida, Fabales, Fabaceae. Gene Ontology annotation, molecular function: nucleic acid binding. Gene Ontology annotation, biological process: DNA integration. The transcript has 3 exons. The record is from RefSeq and is a predicted model, not a curated record. The coding region runs from base 1 to 2007 and encodes 668 amino acids.